Molecule: messenger RNA, 4394 nt
Organism: Puntigrus tetrazona (Sumatra barb)
Lineage: Eukaryota; Metazoa; Chordata; Actinopteri; Cypriniformes; Cyprinidae
Product: epsin-3-like
Biological process (GO): endocytosis
Cellular component (GO): endosome; clathrin vesicle coat; plasma membrane
Molecular function (GO): phospholipid binding; clathrin binding
Source: RefSeq, a predicted model, not a curated record
GCGAAAGAACCGAAGCACGCAGGUGAAACUUUAAAGGGGCUCGACCGAGUUGACCGUCCGCCGCCUUCGCGUCCAGAUUUCCAAAACUAUCCCCGAAAACAUGCCGAGAUGUCGAGAGGAGCACGGCUGCCGAUAGGAUCCCGAAGUUGGGACUUUUAUGUCAAGCAAUGAGAGGCUAACAAACCUGUAGAUUUUUCUGGAGAUUCCUGACCAUUGCGUCUUCGUAGCACGUAUUGCAUCCAUUCCUUCUUACCACAAACCAUCUCCAUCAUCCCACACCCGUAGUCAUCAUGACGACCUCUUCUUUACGGCGGCAGAUGAAGAACAUUGUGAACAACUACACGGAUGCAGAGAUCAAGGUCAGGGAGGCCACCUCCAACGACCCGUGGGGCCCUCCGACCUCGCUCCUGAUGGAGAUCGCAGACCUGACCUUCAACGUGGUGGCCUUCACCGAGGUCAUGGGCAUCAUCUGGAAGAGGCUCAACGACCACGGCAAGAACUGGCGACACGUCUACAAGGCCCUCACUCUGCUGGACUAUCUGAUCAAGUCAGGAUCGGAGCGAGUGGCCCAGCAGUGCAAGGAGAACAUCUACGCCAUCCAGACUCUGCGGGAUUUCCAGUACAUCGACCGGGAAGGGCAGGACCAGGGCAUGGGCGUGCGGGAGAAGUCCAAGCAGCUGGUGGCUCUGCUCAGGGACGACGAGCGGCUCAAGCAGGAGAGAUCGCAGGCGCACAAGACCCGUGAGCGCGUGGCGGGAACCGGCGCUGCCAUGGCUUACGGAUCUUUACCGCCUCCCUAUCCGGGACGUCAGACCGCUCAGCCCAGCGUGGAAGCAGUGUACGGGGAAGAGCAUGGCAGGGUGAGGCACUCACCUUCUUCCUUCAACUCCUCCUCUUCCUCCCCUCAUCUGGCCCCAGAUCUGGAGCGCGCCCGGCCGCAGACGAGCGGAGAGGAGGAACUCCAGCUGCAGCUGGCCUUGGCCAUGAGCCGAGAGGAGAGCGAGAAGCCGGUCCCUGCUGUGGAUAUCGACGAACAGACACAGCUUCAGAUCGCUAUGAGCCUCAGUAAGGAGGAGGCGCACAAGCCAGCUCCUCCUCCACCUCCUCCUGCUGCUGCUGCUGCUCUGGAGAUGGAUGAAGAGGCACAGCUUCAGCUGGCCCUCACUCUCAGUAAAGAGGAACAUCAGCAGGAGGAACGAAGCCGGCAGGGAGACGAGUCGUUGCUCCAGAAAGCGCUGGAGGAGAGCAAACGAGAAAUGGAGGCCAAAGGAGGACGAUCUGCCAUGCUGGAUCUUGCAGAUAUUUUUGCUCCGGCUCCUGAUGUGCCCUCUGCUGCCGGCUCCUGGGAUUCGUCCGGAGGCCGUGGUUGGGCUGGCCCAGGCUGGUCCUCUGAGGCCUGACCCUGGGAUAGUCUAGAGCCCAGCUCUUUAAGCCGUCAUCGUGGAAGCUCGUGGAUGGCACCACCGUCAUCAAGUGUUCGUUCCCAGCCUUGGCCUCAGCAACAGCCCCAUCCGGACCCGUGGGACGCCCCUCAAAAUGCCCCGAGCCCCGUGUCCAUGAAUCAAACCUGGAUCUCCUCUGCACCUGGAACUGGAGUGGAUCCCUUUUCUCCUCUAGCAGCAGACAAACAGGGAUCCAUUGGUCCUCUUAAAACCCCAUCCCCUCGGGCAGGAAGUCCCUCAGGCGACGAUCUUUUGAUGAGGCUAUGGAUGGAGAGUCAGGCAAAUAUAAAUGGUCACAGUAGCCCUGAGCCUUUUGAUAUGUCUUCCCUUGGCGAAGGUCUACCAAAAACAGCUCCUCGAACCUGCAGCACUCCAGAGGCGUUUCUGGGUCCCACAGGAGCUUCACUCGUCAACCUGGAUUCCUUGAUUCCCUCCAACCCUCCUUCCAAGAACUUCAACCCCUUUUUAUCAGGAAUAACCGCUCCAUCGGCCUCCAAUCCAUUCCAGCAGGAACCUCCCCGUCUCACACUAAAUCAGAUGCGCCCCAGCUCCACAUCUCCUAUACCUACAUCCCUCCCAUUUAAUGCCUCUCUGCCCAUGGCUUCCAGCAGCCAGCCCAGCUCCCUGCCCACUACCUUCACACAAUCCGCGCAGGUCCCGCCGCUGGUCCCCGGACACCUGCCCCAGCCGCUGCUCCCCCUGUCCACGACAUCCACGCUCGCGGAUCCAGACCAACACAAUCAGAACCCCUUCCUAUGAGCAGAUCCAAACAAGCUUUUGAAAUGACAAUUUAACCACCGACUUGACUUAAAACUGGAAUACACUUUUUAACGCCUUUUGCUUCUUUCACAGCUUCCUGGUUUUGCUCUAUGCAGUCACUCGUAAGAGGCGUUCACACGUACAGUGGUUUACAGCGACGAAAAUCUGUCGUUUUUGACGAUGGUGGCACGUGGUACAGAUAUGUGGCGGUAUAUGAUGUGAGAAAGUUGACAUUGAAGAACUAGUAAAAAAAAGAAUGACUUUUGUUAUUUCCCAGACACACCAAGCCAAUAUCAAUGGCGAAAACCACCUAGCGUCGUCUGUCUGGACCAAAGAUUUCCUCUUGAAUGCUUUAUGAAGUAACUCCACACCAGCAGGUGGCAGUAGUCUGUACUUAUCAUAAAAAAAACAAAAAACGGAAGAGCUACGACUGUUAAUAUACAAACUCCCUUCUGUAGGUGCCCUCCUGACUUUGUCAUCGGCUUGCCUUCGUCAUUUUAGUUUUUAUUUUGUGCAUUUUAUAACACGCGAAUAGCCAAAAUUGCACGAUUUUGAUGCCUAGUCAAGUUAUAUUUCUUUAUAUAGUGAUAUAUCAAGGUAGUCAACAUAAAUACAAGAGUCUUUCGUUAUAAAAUAGUUCAUUCGAAAAUGAAAGGGAUAGUUCACCAAAAAUGAAAAUGCUGUGAUUAAUCACUCACCAUCAUGUCGUUCCAAACCUGUAAGACCUUCAUUCACCUUUGGUGAUUGAUAUUUGGAUAUUGGAUAUUUUUGAUGAAAUAAGAGAGCUUUCUGUCCCUCCAUAGACAGCAAAACAAAGAACACGUUCAAGACAUUGUUAAAACAGUAACCGGUACAAAGCUACGAGAAUGAACAAAGGUCUUAUGGGUUUGGCUCCACUUCGUUAAAUGUUGAUUCAACGAUGCGUUGCACAUUGCACGAAUUAAGCCAACAGAUGUUCGAUGACGACCUAAAACUAGCUAUUGGCUUGGUGUGUCACGGCCUUUGAGGCCCCGGUGUACCUCAGAUUGGAAUCAAACGACAAACUAACGUCAUUUCAACCAAAAUCAGGACAAAAUAAAGUUUGUUUACAGUUUUUGACAUUUCGAAACAGCUUGCCAAAGCAAACGUACUGGAAAAUUCAGUCCAGGUGGUAAACACACUUGAAUUACCAGUCGGUGGUGAUUAUGUAAUAAGUGGGUGUGACUCUGUGGCUCCGCCUUCUUUGACAUAUAUAUCAUGGUUUAUCUCUUCUGUUCAGUCAGAUGAUCGUUACAUUAAAAAACAGAAAGAAAUGCACCGGAGAUCUGCUUUGCAGUAGAAAUUGAGUCGAAAGCUUGCAACACAUAUUUACAUAUUCAUAUAAUUAAGCUCCCAGCCUCCAAUGCGGGUAUAUCGAGGCCUUUCCUGUCAGCAAAUUAAAAGCUCUUUAACUAGUCUCCGCUCAAGUAAAGAUUUAGUUAACACGCUUUAUUUGCAAUCGGACUUUUAAAAAGAUUUGGCCAGUUGUGCAGCCCACCGGUAACAACAUCCAGCAAUAAGAGCAUCCACACUGACCGCCGGUCCAGUCAUAAAUCACUGUAUGCGUGAGCGCCCUUCGACUAUAAUCAUGUGUGAAUGUCAACUACGCAUUACACGGCAAUACAGAUUGAUGUCGGCUUUAUAAGAAAUGACAAAUAAAAGGCACAAUUUAAAGGUUAAAAAUAUUUAAUCCCACAGCAUCAGCGUCACCUUUAAGUAUUAUAAUAGUUUUCGGGCAAAAGAUAACACACUUGCUACUCGUAACAUAAACCCCAGUACAUAACCAAGCACAAGUCCAAAGCCUCUUUCCGUUUCGAUCCUAUCCUCUGAUUCCCUGCACCAGUUUCGAGCUCCGCUUCAGGCGUCCCUUUACUGUUCUGGAGUAUCUGAUGACUUUCAAUGCCGUCUUUUAUUUCCUCUUCGCCGGUGUCUGAACGGCGGAUCACAUCCCGAUGGGUCACUCGCACCACGAUCACGGCUACAAGCAAAAUAUAAAGUAUAAAUGGCGAUUUUGUAAUAUCGGGCAUUGACUGUUGAAUGAAUUGACCUCCAGCAAGAGAAUGUACUUUACCGUGGUGUUCGGACUGAACUGAUGCCACAAACUAACAGAACGUAAGAAUGUGAGACUGUUGCACAUGUUGCUCUUCAAAAAUACAAGGAUGAAGAUGAAACGAA